AUGACCCUCUCUUGCUGCCCACCUUGCUGUCAGCCUGGCUGCUGUAAGACCACCUACUGCUGGACAACUUGCUGCCCACCCUGCUGCCCUGAAUCCAGCUGCCCUGAGUCCAACUGCUGCAAGCCUUGCUGCCCACCAAGUUGCUGCAGCAAACCCUGCUCCCAGCCUGGCAGCAGCAACAUCAACAUAAAAACUGACAGCACUGAGUCCCAGCCCUGCUGCCCACCAACCUGUGGUGAAAGCACCUGCUGCAAGACCACCUGUUGCAAACCAACUGGUGUGAGCAUCUGCUGCAGCACACCCUGUUGCCAGCCCUGCUGCUGUGUGCCCACCUGCUGCCAGCCCUGCUGCCAGCCCAGCUCCAUAAAGAUCUGCUGUCAGCCAACCUGUUCUGAAACCACCUGCUGCAAGACUACCUGUUGCAAAUCAAAUUGUGUGAGCAUUGGUUGCAGCACACCCUGCUGCCAGCCCUACUGCUGUGUGCCCUCCUGCUGCCAGCCCUGCUUCUUCCAGCUGUGCUGCCAACCAACUUGCUCUGAAACCAGCAGCUCUGAGACCACCUCUUUCAAACCAACCUGUGUGACCAUCAGCUGCAGCACUCACUGCUGCCAGUCCUGCUGCUGCUGA
Molecule: messenger RNA, 627 nt
Organism: Cricetulus griseus (Chinese hamster)
Lineage: Eukaryota; Metazoa; Chordata; Mammalia; Rodentia; Cricetidae
Source: RefSeq, a predicted model, not a curated record